ACUUCCGGCUGUCGCGGCGCGUUGCUCACCGUUCCUGCACAAGAGUCUCCGAGCUGCUGCUUUUACAUAAAUAACCAUGUCUCUAGAGGUGGAAUCCGCAGACGUGGUCCGUCUGAUUAUGCAAUACUUGAAGGAGAACAAUCUCCACCGGACUCUGGCCACGCUGCAGGAGGAGACGACCGUUUCUCUGAACACGGUGGACAGUAUCGAGAGCUUUGUGGCCGACAUCAACAGCGGCCACUGGGACACCGUCCUGCAGGCCAUCCAGUCGCUGAAACUGCCCGAUAAGACCCUGAUAGACCUUUAUGAACAGGUCGUGUUGGAGCUGAUUGAGCUGAGAGAGUUGGGAGCAGCCCGUUCACUCCUCAGGCAGACGGAUCCCAUGAUUAUGCUGAAACAGACGCAGCCAGAGAGAUACAUCCACCUGGAGAACCUGCUGGCCCGCUCCUACUUCGACCCCAGAGAGGCGUACCCGGACGGCAGCAGUAAGGAGAAGCGUCGGGCCGCCAUCGCUCAGGCUCUGGCAGGAGAAGUCAGUGUGGUGCCGCCCUCUCGUCUCAUGGCCCUGCUGGGACAGGCUCUGAAGUGGCAGCAGCACCAGGGACUGCUUCCUCCUGGAAUGACCAUCGACUUGUUCAGAGGUAAAGCUGCUGUGAAGGACGUGGAGGACGAACGCUUCCCCACCCAGCUCACCAGACACAUCAAGUUUGGACAGAAAUCUCACGUGGAGUGUUCCCGGUUCUCGCCCGACGGCCAGUAUCUGGUCACGGGCUCGGUGGACGGCUUCAUCGAGGUGUGGAACUUCACCACCGGCAAAAUCAGAAAGGAUCUGAAGUAUCAGGCGCAGGAUAACUUCAUGAUGAUGGACGACGCCGUGUUGUGCAUGUGCUUCAGUCGGGACACGGAGAUGUUGGCCACCGGAGCCCAGGACGGGAAGAUCAAGGUGAUGUCCAACCCGUACCGCCGGCCGUGCCACAACAACGACUUCCUCAGAUACAACAACAUCAUCAACGGGGCCGACUGGCACAACGUUCCUGGAAGCAUGAAUGACUUCAGCUACCUGCACACCAACUGCUUUGAGGUGACGGUGGAAUUGUCCUGCGAUAAGUUUCCUCACGCCAGCGAGCUGCCGGGGGAGUGGGAGAACAACCGGGAGUCUCUGCUGGUUUACAUGGAGCAGGUUCAUCGUGGAAUCAAAGGUGUGAUCCGGGACAAAGACACGGGGGCUGGAAUAGCAGACGCCGUCGUCAAAGUGGAUCAUAUCGAUCACCACAUCAGAUCAGUGUCUGACGGGGAUUACUGGCGGCUGCUGAAUCCCGGUGAGUACCAGGUGACCGUCAGCGCUCAGGGCUACGUCCCCUCCACCCGCACCUGCCUGGUCCUGUACGACCUCUACCCCACCGUCGUCGACUUCCGGCUCACCAGGGUCCCCGAGCAGAGACUGAAGGACAAUCUGGCUAAAGGAGGGAAGUUUCCAGAGGAUCUGCAGCUCCGGCUACGCCGGCUACGCCUGCAGAAGCUCCGUGUGACCACCAGAGCCAUCAACCGGAGACGAGCGGCCGCCGCCGCCGCCAGGCGAGCUAAGAGGGUGAGAUGAUGAGGCUGCAGGACAAAGCAGGACUUGGUUCCUGCCACUCGGGGGUUUAACGGCUGUUCUGGUCUAAGGACUGAACAGGUGAGCCGUACAGGACUGUAGCAGAAAACUGUCUAUAGUUGGAACUGUCAGUCUGGAAAA
Molecule: messenger RNA, 1735 nt
Organism: Cololabis saira (Pacific saury)
Lineage: Eukaryota; Metazoa; Chordata; Actinopteri; Beloniformes; Belonidae
Product: WD40 repeat-containing protein SMU1-like
Exons: 11
Coding region: 77-1597 (506 amino acids)
Biological process (GO): mRNA splicing, via spliceosome; proteolysis
Cellular component (GO): precatalytic spliceosome
Molecular function (GO): metallocarboxypeptidase activity; protein binding; zinc ion binding
Source: RefSeq, a predicted model, not a curated record